AUGCCCGUUUCUCGUAGUAACUGCGUCCAACCGAAUCUUUUGAUCUUUUUUGUCGUCGCUGCAAUCUUCUUGGCUGCUAUAGCCACAGCCGAACCCCCUGCUCCCCGCAACGGUUUUUCCUCUCCUUCGAGCAACUACCUGCCCCCAGGCCAGUCGUUCAAUGGGAAUAACGGUUACAACUAUAACUCAAACGACAAUGGUUACAACUACCCCUCGACCUCCAACGGUGGAAACUAUCCUGCCCCAUCCCAGCAGUACGGAGCCCCCUCUGGUAACGGCGCAAACGGCGGAUACAACUACGAGGACGCUAAUGCUCAACCUGCCAAAUACUCAUUCGAGUACAACGUGCAGGACUUCGCCUCCGGCAACGACUUCGGACACAUGGAGUCUCGUGAUGGCGACCGAACCGUUGGACGCUACUAUGUCCUCCUCCCCGAUGGUCGUAAGCAAGUUGUAAACUAUGAAGCCGACCAGAAUGGAUAUCGUCCAACCAUCACCUAUGAAGAUGUUGGUACUGGAAAUGGAGCUAAUGGUAACAAUGGUGGAUAUGGAGGAAACGGACAGUUCAACGGUUAUCAAUAAACUUCUGGCAAUGCCAACGACGACAACCUGUCAGCAAUUGUAGAUACUCCUGGACGCAACGAGAUAUGUAGUUACCUUCACUGUAGUUAAACGAAAAUCAUAGGUCAUAAACCGCAUUGUAAGUAUUGCAUUUGUCAUUUCAUGGAGCACAAAAAUAUUGUUAUAGGCACCAGUCAUUAAGUAAAAACUGAUAUGCGCCAGUUAUCCUAUAGUCAACACAAGACACACUUUAACGAUCCGACCCAAGCAAUGUUUAAAAGUAAUUUUUGAUAAAUCGUCUUAUAAGGGAGUUUAAACAACGAAAUUAACUCCCCAGUACAAGUUUAAUGAGUUAUUAAGAGCAAUGUGGAACAAAGCAAUAUAAAAACCCCAUCAACAAAGCAUGGAGUAAAAAAAAUGUUAAAUAUAUUAAAGAACAUAGUAUAAAUUAUCAUGCUUUUUUCGAGGAAAGGACGAUAACGAUGAUGAAGGUACUGCCAUAACCAACAAAAACAACGAUAAACAACAUACAUUCGGGCUUUCCAACACUAUACCAUCAAGAGCAUGAAAGUGGAUAAUAACUAGCAAAACGUCAGAAAUUAAACUCACCACCUUUUUUCAGCAGAUGUCACUGUAAAAUCAUGGGAAAUGUUUUUGAUUUCUGCUAAACUGUUGAUAUUGUUCACCUUUUUUGCUAUCGGAUUGCGUCGUUUGCGUUGUACAAUCCACAUCU
Anopheles moucheti is the source of this 1294-nucleotide messenger RNA. Its product is annotated as pro-resilin-like. The record is from RefSeq and is a predicted model, not a curated record. Gene Ontology annotation, cellular component: extracellular matrix. The transcript has 3 exons. The coding region runs from base 1 to 582 and encodes 193 amino acids. NCBI's taxonomy places the organism in Eukaryota, Metazoa, Arthropoda, Insecta, Diptera, Culicidae.